UAUCUGGCAUCUCGUAUGGUUCCCCGAUCACUGACCGGAGUAAUUCUUGAAUUCACAACCAGGAGUCAACUCUGAGCAUCACCAGAAGAAAAGAAAGCAUGGCCUCCAUCACUAAAGAAAUGUGGAAUGAUGCCACUUGCUCCAUUUGCCAGCAGCUGAUGACAGAGCCUACGAGUGUUAACUGUGGCCAUAGCUUCUGCAAAUCGUGCAUAUUGGGCCUCCUUGAACCCAGAAUCUGCCCCCUGUGUCAGACACCAAUCAGUCGGGCAAGCUGCAGGCCCAACAAGCAGCUGCAAAGCCUCAUUGAAAUCCUUAAGAAAAUGGACCAAAAAAGUUUGUGUAAGGAACAUAACGAGCAGCUCCACCUGUUCUGUGAAAAUGACGGUCAGCUCAUCUGCUGGUGCUGUGAGCGGUCACCACAGCACAGAGGACAUGUCACUGUUCUUGUUGAAGACGCAUGCCAAGACUACAAGGAAAAGCUGCAGAAAACUUUAGCAAGAUUGAAGAAUUUGGAAGAAAAAUGCCAAAAUCAAAUGACAGUCACAAAGCAGCAUAUAAUUGAAUGUGAGAGGGUGACAGAGAAUCAAAAGCAAAAUAUCGAGUCUGACUUUAAGAGUCUUCAAGAUUUCCUGCGUGAGGAAGAGAAAUCUCAUCUAUGGAGACUGGAGAACGAAAAAGGGAAAGUUCUGAAGAGACUGCAGGACAAUGAAGCAAAUCUACAAGAGCAGAGUCAGGAACUCAAGAAACACAUUCUGCAGCUUGAGGACAAAUGCCGGGGCCCAGCUCAGAAUCUACUUCAGAAUGUGAAAGAGGUCUUGAACAGGAGUUCUGCUGUGAUGCUGAAUUUGCCAGAGACUGUCUCUUUGGACCUUGAUAAGAAGUGCAAUGUUUCUGAGCUUUACCUUGAUGUGAAAAAGAUAUUAAGGAGCUAUCAAGUCAACGUGACUCUGGAUCCAGAAACAGCUCAUUCUGAUCUAAUUCUGUCAGAGGAUCACAGAAGAGUGACUCGUGGGUACGAGCCCAGGCCUCACACUUCCACAAGAUUUACGUCCUUAUGCUGUGUCUUGGGCUGUGAGGGCUUCGCCUCAGGAAGAUGUUACUUUGAAGUGGACGUGAGAGGAAUUACUCAAUGUGAUCUGGGAGUUUGUCUGGAAAAUGUGCCAAGGGAUGUUGACAUAACUAUGGAGCCUGCAUCUGGAUUCUGGGGCAUUCGACUGUUCAAAGAGAAGAACUGUGCUGCCCUCACCUAUCCCAAAUUAUUUCUUCCUCAGAAGAAUCCUGGGAUUAUAGGGGUUUUCCUGGACUAUGAGGCUGGAUUUGUGUCCUUUUACAACAUGAAUACAGGCUCCUGUAUUUAUACCUUCCCCAAGGCCGCCUUUUCUAGAACUCUCCGGCCUUUUUUUAGGGUUUUACCAGAUUCUUCUUUGUUCCUGCCUCCCCUAAGUAAAGCAUAA
This is a messenger RNA of Sorex araneus (European shrew), 1454 nucleotides long. Its product is annotated as E3 ubiquitin-protein ligase TRIM38-like. Gene Ontology annotation, molecular function: protein binding; zinc ion binding. Bases 99 to 1454 code for a protein of 451 amino acids. The transcript is spliced from 7 exons. The record is from RefSeq and is a predicted model, not a curated record. NCBI's taxonomy places the organism in Eukaryota, Metazoa, Chordata, Mammalia, Eulipotyphla, Soricidae.